UAGGAGAAACGCCACACGUGAUCCAUGGACUUCAGCCUGCAGGAAGGCAAGACUUUAGCUGACGUUUAUUACCUUGAAAUAAACACAUGGCUGUGUAAGUCUGAAAUUCCUUCUCGAGAAAAGAGGAAGUCGUGAAAGUCAAACAGGCGACAACGGAAAGGCGAGUUAUCUCAGGUUUGCUAAGGGAGGGUUCAUGGCUUGCUUGAGCAGGUUGAGGUCGGUGAUGUCUCUGUCCCACUGGGGAGGCUGCAUGCAGCCGCUGGUGUCUCCACUGUUCAGAGCUGCUGUGGGGUCAGUGGCAGGUCAGUGGUCAGCUCGGUGGGGUCAGCUCUGUUGCAUGGCCACCCUGAAUCAGAUGCACCGACAGGGCAAGCCGCGGCCGGUGCCCCCCGGAGCGAGCCCUACCUCUGGGCGGCCACAGCUCAAGGGCGUGGUCCUGAAGACCAUGAUCCGCAAGCCCAAGAAACCCAACUCUGCCAACCGCAAGUGCGCCCGCGUGCGGCUCAGCAAUGGCAGGGAGGCGGUAUGCUUCAUCCCCGGGGAGGGGCACAACCUGCAGGAGCACAACAUGGUGCUGGUGGAGGGGGGCCGCACUCAGGACCUGCCCGGGGUCAAGCUCAAGAUUGUCCGUGGGAAGUACGACUGUGCGCAUGUGCAGACCAAGAAGUAGCAGCUUCACUGCUGCCAGGCUGACAAGUAAACAAGCCCUGUACUGCUGACUCUGUAUUGUUCUGUGUGAGUUAAUGAGGGGUCCUGACAAAGGGAAAUGUUUACUGUGCACAUGGUCAGACCAGGAGUUCACAGAGUUUGUGGAUUGAAGAGGGGAGCAGUGUAUAUACAAAAGUACACGUGUUACACAAGCUCCUUUUAUUUUCAUAGAUAUUUGAACUGUUACUGUCCAGAAUGUAAAAAGGGUGUAAUCAGCCUUCACUGAGUAUUUCUAAACAGGGACAGAUCGAUCUACCAGUCAGUCCAGUCCAGUAACUGAUUGUCCUGUUUAACAAAAUAUUUCCAUUUGCAGCUCUGCAUCUGUGCUGCUUGUUUUUUAUUGGUGCGCAGAUUAGUUUAAGGCAGUUUCACUUUUUUUCUUGAUUGAUAUGUUGCUUGGGAGUAUAGUUUGUGUUUUAUUUUUGUUUUGAUUUUCUUUUUUUAAUUUAAAUUUAAGCAAAGUUAUGGAUUCUUGAUGUUAGUUUAACUGCCUGAGGCACGUAAUAAAAUACAUCUUUACAUUUCA
Polyodon spathula (Mississippi paddlefish) is the source of this 1234-nucleotide messenger RNA. RefSeq names its product 28S ribosomal protein S12, mitochondrial-like. The record is from RefSeq and is a predicted model, not a curated record. Gene Ontology annotation, biological process: translation. Gene Ontology annotation, molecular function: structural constituent of ribosome. The transcript is spliced from 3 exons. Bases 194 to 670 code for a protein of 158 amino acids. Lineage: Eukaryota; Metazoa; Chordata; Actinopteri; Acipenseriformes; Polyodontidae. Gene Ontology annotation, cellular component: ribosome; small ribosomal subunit.